This is a messenger RNA of Ictalurus punctatus (channel catfish), 4605 nucleotides long. RefSeq names its product leucine-rich repeat-containing protein 14. Gene Ontology annotation, cellular component: cytoplasm. The transcript is spliced from 4 exons. Lineage: Eukaryota; Metazoa; Chordata; Actinopteri; Siluriformes; Ictaluridae. The record is from RefSeq and is a predicted model, not a curated record. The coding region runs from base 343 to 2013 and encodes 556 amino acids.
UUGUUUACUUUUAUUAGAGGGAUGUGUUCGCGGAAAUGAAGCGCGUUGGAUGGAGACGGUGUAAAUGACCCGUUUAAAUGACCUCGUAUUUACCGAUAGAGGACUUUCCGAUGAGUGUGUUGCUCCUGCUCCUAAACAGCCAGUCUGUGUGGGUUAUAUUUCACAUGUGUAAAGCUGAAACCUGAAGUUUGAGCUGAUUAAAUUCUUUUUUUAGUCGCUGCAGUCACUCCCCCGUGUUAAACGAUGCUGUGGGGCACUGGAUAUGAACAUCAUGUACUACAUGUUUAUUUAUAGUCAUUUAUUCAUGAAGACGAGCUUCAGUGCAACAACCCUAAGGUAGCGAUGGUCCUGACGUUGGUGUACCUGUGUGCGCGGGAGGUGGUCAGUGAUCACGGGUUAUCGGCUGCGUGGUUGAGCUGCGUGCCGGGCGAGCUGUACAGGCCGCUGCUGGACGCCGCGUUCGCUCGCUGUCGCCCGCUGGCCGUCGGAGAGCUGGUGCAGCGCUGGCCUGAGCGGACACUUAGCGUCGGGGGACGGAGAAAACGUGACCAUGAGCCACCGAACCGCCUGUGUGUCCAGGCGCUGCUGCUCGCCGUGGUCAGGGGCUUGACAGAUAAGAGGUGUUGCCUGCAGGUGCUGGAUCUCUGCGGGCUGCAGCGCGAGGACGGCCGCUCGGAGGACGCGAUGGGAGGCUGGUCCCUCACCGUCGCUUUGUGCUCCACACUGCUGCAGGCUAGAAACGUCACCACCGCCUCCAGGGGGCGCAAACGAGACGAGCGAGAGAAGAAAAAGAGAGGGCUGGAGACGGAGACAGAGCGGGACGGUGCGGUGAAACGAGACCGAGCCGGACUGAAGAAGGAGGAGGGCGAGAGGAUGGAUUGUGGGGAUAACGCGGCGCCUGCACGAGGGACUUCGACACCGGAAGAGGAGAACAUAACGGGUGUGAGGAGGAGGAUGGAGCUGCAAAGGAGGAACGGAGCCCAGCCGCAGCAGGUUCCCAGCAGAGACGACGUGCUGGUGGAUGUCAGGGCCGAUCUCUUUGUGAACGCACGAUCCUGGGAGCGCGUCCGCGGGGCGCUGAACAUCUCCGGCCCCCUGCGGCUUCGCUGCCGCUUCCUGCGUGUGGAGGAGCUGCCUGCGUCCUCCAUCGCCUCCCUGUUGCACUUACUGCCCCAGGACGAGCUCCUCGGUGUGGACGUGCGCUACUCCAGCCUGGGCAUAUCGGGGUUAGCGCUGCUGUUGCCCCGGUUAGCGCCGUUUCCUCGACUCAGCUCGCUCCGGCUGCACUACUGCAACCUGGACGUACUGCGCGCUCGGCCCGGCCAGCAGGAGGCGCUGCAGGACGUGUCUCGGGGGCUUGGAGAACUGAAGACGCUGCGCAGGCUGAGUCUCACUGCUCUGCGCAUGCCGGGACGCCUACGCCUGCUGCUCAGCUCUCUGUCGGAGCCCCUGGAGGCGCUGGAGCUGCCGUACCUCAGCCUGACCUCCGGUGACGUGGCGUACCUCUCGCGCAGCCCUCACGCGUCCUCCAUUGCCGAGCUGGACCUGAGUGAGAACAGGCUGGACGAGUCGUCUCUGCACUCCCUGUGCUAUCUCCUGGCCCGGGCUGAACGCUGCCUGAUGCGCCUCUCUCUGUGCGGCUGCGGACUCUCGGACGGCCCGCUCAGGGCACUGCUGCCCACGCUGGGGCAAUGCCACGCCCUCCGCAGCCUCCGUUUGGCACUGAAUCCGCUCUCCAGGGCGGCGCUGGUGGAGUUAGCGCGGGCUGCGGCAGGCAUCGACUCCCUGAGGCUCCUCCUCUACCCUAACCCACUGGAGGAGUACGAGCCCGGGCUGCCCCCCCUGCCCUCCAGCACACAGCUCCUCGACUGGCCUCUUAUCGAAGAGUCGGAGGUCAAAGAGGUCACGCUGAUGCAGCUGGACGAGGUUUUGAGAGCCAAAGGGCGCACGCAGGACCUCCUAAUGACCUCCGACCUGCUGAAAUAUAGCACUGACCUAGCAGUGGAUGAUUAGCGUGUUAAAGUGAUAGUUCAGCCAAAAAAGUUUUGUAAAUUUUAUUUUGACCUGCCGGAACCUUAUAGCCACCAUGCACACGCUUCAUUGUGAGGUAUUUUUGUCCAUUUUUUUUUUUUAUAUAUACCGAGGCGUGGCCUCUGUGUAGGUCAGUCUCAGUGGCAUGGAACUGCUCAAUGCUAACACACACACACACACACACACACAAAUGUUUUGGUUAAAGUGUUACUGUUUGCACAAUCCUCAGUCACAUCGCAAGGUAUUGAAACUGCGCUAAAAAUCAUACCUUGUUUACUUUUGCUAAUCUUUCAGUUUUAUUGUUUUGUUCAAACAGGGUUUUUAAACGGCCCACUCUUGCAGUAGUUUUUAAAUACGGUGAAAUCCUCGGAAUUGGUUUUAGCAGUCGAUGCUAACUGUAGUUUCAGUGCGAGUGUAGUAAUUUAGCUUUAAUCUGGGGUCGAUGUCGAUCUACCUGUCACAUUUCGUCCUGUUGCUGUCCCUUUACAUCGUUCCUAUCUGUAUUUCCCAGUUGCCUAGGCAACAACAGGAAUGGUGAGCGUAAUCCUGCGUCUGCUAAGUAAAUGAAUGUAAAUACAGGUAAAUGGAUAUGUAUAUAUUAGACUUCUAUACACUGUAAAGCAGAAAUUGACUCUUUAUCACAGUCACAAACGACUGUAGCUAUUGUCACGAUUACUCGACAUCUACCAACGCUCCUCCUCAGAUUUCUGCAUUCGAUCGACGGAUCUUAUUCCCGGCCGGAUGAAACACGCUGGGGAUUUUCUAACUCGACCCCGCGUCAUGAUGAAUUAAUGAGAUGCUACGUAUGUAAGUUUUCCUUCGAUCAGGUCCUUCAGCUGCCAGAUUUUUUAUCACUAGUUCGGCGCUAACAUCAGAAGGAUUAGGAUCAGCGAUGAGACUACCUCACCUGCGGAUGGAAUGGAAUGGAAUGAAAAUGAAUUGAAGGGAAUGAAGAUCAGCGUAGCUCCAAUUACACUGACUAACCGUAAUCAUUUUAGCUGAAUCCAGUUUUACACAACGGAUCAUCUUAAACGUGAAGAAGACGUUAUUACAUCAUGUGCGUUUGUACAAUUUCAGUACAAUCAUGUACUCUUAAACGUCUGUUGUUGUUGUUGUUGUUUGACUGGAUCUUAAAUUCACCACACUGCACUCUUCAGUCCCUUCAGGAUUUCACGAUUGCAGAAAUGAAAAGCAAACUCCGCAAUAUGCUUAGGAGCUUGCAGUUUUUUCGGAAUAAUCGCAGAUUUGGGCCGAGACGCGUCAUGUGACGUGCAUUCAGCCUUCUUCGAUUUACGUGCGUCGAACACGAGUACAGCGACGUCGAGCAUUUUUGGCCGCGACAAUCAACAAAAAAACUCUGAAAUCCUGUACGGACCGACUCUUAUUCUGUAUUUCUGCUUUUCAAUAAAUACAAACCAAAGCGUUUCUUACAACAAACGGAUGAUUUUUGUGUCUGGGGAAAGAUUUCUAAGAGCCAACGGGAACACAAGGUGAGAGAGAGAGCGAGUAACACCAAAGUGCUGUUUCCUUCACCGAGUGUGUUAUUUGUAUAUAUUUGGAAAGAUAUCGAAAGAUAAAAUAAAACAUCUGAGAUCGGAGUGUUAGUGAGUCAGCGGUCGCUCGAAGUUCUGCGCUAAGGACCAGGAAGCUGUUUUGCCGGAGAGCUGUCGUCGUGCCUUGGAGGGAAAUCAUUAACCGUCACUGUGCUAUGCGAGAGUUCUUUACACACAUCGUGAAUCAUAUACAUGUGAUUUAAAUUCAUGUGAAACGAUAUCGGCUGGAAUGAAACAGAUGGAACAAGCACACACAUUACGAUGUCAUGACCUUGGUUUACUCGCUGUCAGAGUAUGAUCUACAGGCGUCCCAGAAGUCUCCAUACACAGGGAUACGUUUGCCAGCACCAUGUCGGUUAUGUCUUCGUCAGCGGAUGUCCGUGGACGUUUUAAUUGUCCGGCGUCGCAACUGAACAUCCACAACUUUCCUCGCGUAAAAACAAAUCCCAACGUGACUAGUUGUUUUGUUCGGCAGGUUUUCAACUCGUCCGGCACGUUUUGGACAACGGAAUUGAAAGUGCUCGGACGUGUGGAGGAGCGUUUUCAUCUGUAGAACUGGACGUAGGAUCGCUCCAGCAGGAAGUAGCGCUGCAGCGGUGCCUGUUUGAGACCGUGCGCCUCCAGAGAGAAAGGGAACGAAGAGACGGUGACUCGAGGCAGCGGGAGAGUCAGCAGCCGUGUAAAACCCGUCAGUGCUGGCCUGGACGUCAGAGGAGGCAAGCGCAAUCCUGGAAAGAGCAAAGUCGCGAUUAACGCGUGUGUGUGUGUGUGUGUUUAAUGUAGGAUGCUGGAACAACACCUAAUGCUUAUAUGUGGUUGUUUCUGAAAGUCCUAAUUCUAUUACAGAGAGCAUUUCCUUUCAGAAGGGUGAUAUGAGACUGUCGUAGGAACAUAAUCAACAGCAGGGUGGUGUGAUGAUGCGUAUUUACUGUUACCACACCCAAGUUUAAUAUUCUCAUGUAACAGCACGUGGCACAAGUGUUUCAAUCCUCUUUGACCAUGAUUAAAGAAUGACACAUCA